AUGGUUCAAACUGGGGUAAACCCUUACACCACCUCUCAAUUUACUCAAAAUGGAGAUACAAUGCCUUUAAAGACUGAUGCAGUAAAAGAGGGAUCGAAUGUAGGGUCAUCUAUUUCAACUGGGAUUUCAUCAUUCACUUCAGCUACAAUGACAUCAAAUGGAAUAGAGCAACAGAAUGUUAGCAUAGUAAAACCUGAAAGUGAUACAGCAGUUGUGUCACCUACGACAACACCAUCAGUUACAACUCCAAUUAUAACCAUUCCUGAGCCUCAAAAAAGUGUGGGGCAACCGAAAAGGCUCCACGUUUCAAAUAUUCCAUUUCGAUUUAGAGAUCCAGAUUUAAGAGCUAUGUUUGGGCAAUUUGGUCCCAUUCUCGAUGUCGAAAUAAUAUUUAACGAAAGAGGAUCUAAGGGAUUCGGUUUUGUUACGUUCGCAAAUAGUGCUGAUGCGGAGCGAGCACGAGAGCGUCUUCACGGCACCGUGGUUGAGGGGAGAAAAAUAGAGGUGUGCAUGAUACUAGCAUAA
Molecule: messenger RNA, 525 nt
Organism: Pediculus humanus corporis (human body louse)
Lineage: Eukaryota; Metazoa; Arthropoda; Insecta; Psocodea; Pediculidae
Product: ataxin 2-binding protein, putative
Exons: 4
Coding region: 1-525 (174 amino acids)
Biological process (GO): nervous system development; regulation of alternative mRNA splicing, via spliceosome
Cellular component (GO): cytoplasm; nucleus
Molecular function (GO): mRNA binding
Source: RefSeq, a predicted model, not a curated record